Molecule: messenger RNA, 196 nt
Organism: Funneliformis caledonium
Lineage: Eukaryota; Fungi; Glomeromycota; Glomeromycetes; Glomerales; Glomeraceae
Source: the annotation of a GenBank genome assembly
AUGUCUAGAAAUUCACGUCUUGAUGAUGCUCUUGAAUUGCAGAGUAAUCUUUUAGAAACUAUUUUUAAAGAGCAAGAACUGGAUUUGUACUCAGAGAGCAACUUUUCAAUUUAUAUUAAGUAUUCUAAUACUAAUAUCAAUACUGACACUAAUACAGAUGUUGUGAUCAUUACUAAAUUAAGGAAUAUAUCGAUAU